AUGGCUUCAGACAUCCCGAAAGUCGUGCCUCUGACUUGCCACGGACAUUCUCGUCCUGUGACGCAUUUGAGCUUUUCCUCCACUGUAGAGGAUGACCAGUAUUACUUGAUCUCCGCAUGCAAGGACAACAAUCCCAUGCUUCGAGAUGGUAUCACUGGAGACUGGAUUGGCACGUUUCUUGGUCACAAGGGUGCUGUUUGGCAAGCUCGGCUUUCGACAGACGCCACUAUCGCAGCAACUGCUGCUGCGGAUUUCUCUGCCAAGGUUUGGGACACCCAUACCGGCGAGUGCUUGCACACUCUCCAGCAUUCGCACAUUUGUCGCUCGGUUGCAUUCCCCAUCCAGCCUUCUCCCCAGGUUCUAGCCACGGGAGGUAGCGAGAAGAAGCUGCGCAUCUUCGACCUGUCACGAAGCGGAGGCAGUAACAGCUCUUCGCCCACAUUCCCAUCGAGCGCAGAGAACAGCCCUAGCUCGGUGACGAGCUACGAGAUCGGACCCGGUGUCCAUGGGGGUACGAUCAAAUCCAUCAUCUGGAACCAGGACUACAAUAUCCUCACCACCGCCGCUGAGGACCGUAAGAUCCGAUGGUGGGAUCUCCGCUCGCGCCACCCUGUCAUUGAAUACGCCGUGGAAGGCCCGAUUGGCAGCUGCGAGCUGAAUAGCCUUGCCGUCCGUCCUAAUGACCCCGGUAUCCUCGCCGUCGCCGCCGGAAAGAGUGUAUACCUCUUUGACGGCAUCACCCCGGGACGCCUGCUCAAGAAGAUGGAUUUCAGAUACGAGGUGGCCAGUGUCGCGGUGAACAACGAAACCGGUCGAUUGGUCACUGGUAGCGCCGAUGACACCUGGGCUCGAGUAUAUGAUUUGCACACAGACGAAGAACUCGAGGUCCAAAAGGGUCACCACGGCCCCAUCUGGUCUGUCAGUUUCUCCCCCGACGGCAAGCUUUACGGCACCGGAAGCGAGGACGGAACAAUCAAGUUGUGGAAGGCAUGCAGAGAGCCUUAUGGUCUGUGGCGGUAG
Messenger RNA from Aspergillus wentii DTO 134E9, 1020 nucleotides. RefSeq names its product WD40 repeat domain-containing protein. The transcript is spliced from 6 exons. The record is from RefSeq and is a predicted model, not a curated record. Gene Ontology annotation, biological process: spliceosomal snRNP assembly. Gene Ontology annotation, molecular function: RNA binding; protein binding. The coding region runs from base 1 to 1020 and encodes 339 amino acids. NCBI's taxonomy places the organism in Eukaryota, Fungi, Ascomycota, Eurotiomycetes, Eurotiales, Aspergillaceae. Gene Ontology annotation, cellular component: SMN complex.